AUGCAAAAGCAGAUACCUCGGAAGCUGUAUAUUCUUGUGCCUGAUAAGCCAGCGCAGAUCCAGAAUGAAAGUGCAAUUGCAGCAAAGACUAUUUCGUCUGUGAUCAGGACGUGUCUUGGGCCAAGGGCGAUGCAGAAAAUGGUCCUGACAAAGAUCAAUUCGAUUGAGAUAACGAAUGACGGAAAUGCAAUACUGAGGGAGCUUGAUGUUGCACAUCCAUCUGCAAGGUCGUUGAUAGAGCUGGCAAAGACGCAGGAUGACGAGGUUGGAGAUGGCACAACGUCCGUUGUUAUCCUUGCAGCCGAGAUCCUUGGGGAAAUGAGGCAUGUAUUGGACAAGAACAUUCAUCCAAUAAAGAUAUGCAGAGCAUUGAGCAAGGCACUUGAAAUCUGUAUAAAGGCGAUUGAGAAUGCAUCUCUUUCGUUGGACACAUCUAACGACAACACUAGGCUGAUGAUAAUACGGGGAAGCAUAGCAACAAAGAUGUGCAGUGUUCUUAAGAUCCCGAUUGAUGAGCUUGCGCUUGAGACAGUAAAGAGGAUAUAUGCCAAGGAGGAGAACAAGUGUGACCUUAAGACAAACAUGAAGGUUGAGAAGAUACUGGGUGGUAAUUUUCUAGAGUCUGAGGUUCUGGAUGGGGUGCUGAUCAACAAGGAGAUCAUUCAUCCUCAAAUGCGGAGGACGAUUGAGAAUCCUAGGAUAGUUAUGAUUGAGUCGCCGCUUGAGUAUAAGAAGGGAGAGAGCCAGACGAACUAUGAGUUUUCGAAGGAGGAUGCUUUUACAAAGGCACUUGAGGUGGAAGAAGAGCAGGUGAGAGAGAUGUGCCGUGAGAUACUUGCGGUCAAGCCAGACAUUGUUGUCUGCGAGAAGGGAGUUAGUGAUCUUGCAUUGUCGAUUCUGUUUGAGAGCAAUAUUACGGGGCUUAGGAGGAUGAAGAAGACAGAUAUGUCUAGGCUUAGCAAGGUGUGUGGAGCCAGGAUAGUGAACAGAGCAGAGGAUCUUGAUGAAAAGCAUGUUGGGACGCUUUGUGGAAGUUUUGAGUAUGUGAAGUAUGGGGAGGAGUACUACUGCAAGUUUAGUAAGUGUGUGAAUCCAAAGGCAUGCAGUGUGCUGAUAAGAGGGCCUACGAAGGAUAUUCUGAACGAGCUUGAGAGGAAUUUUAUGGAUGCAGUGAAGGUUGCAAAGAACAUAUUUGUGAGUCCGAAGCUGUGUCCUGGAGGAGGGGCUAUGGAGAUGGCGAUGGCGAUGGCGUUGAAUGAGAGCAUUGGAAGGGAUGAGGCUGAGGCCGAGGUGUUUUCAAGGAUGGCAUCUGCACUUGCCGUUAUUCCUUCGAUACUGCUUGAGAACUCUGGCGCAUUUAAUCCGAUGGAGGCGAUUACUGUUUUAGAGCAGAAGCAAAAAGAAGGAUCGUUUUAUGGCGUGGAUGGAAUAAGCGGGGAGGUUGUUGAUACAAGAAGCGUAGUGCUUGAGCCGUAUGCAGUUAAGAGCCAGUGCAUCAAGUCUGCAGUGGAGGCUGUUUCACAACUUCUACGGAUUGAUGGCAUAGUUGAGAGCAGACAUUGA
Ordospora pajunii is the source of this 1563-nucleotide messenger RNA. RefSeq names its product TCP-1/cpn60 chaperonin. The transcript has a single exon. Gene Ontology annotation, molecular function: ATP hydrolysis activity; ATP binding; ATP-dependent protein folding chaperone. The record is from RefSeq and is a predicted model, not a curated record. Bases 1 to 1563 code for a protein of 520 amino acids. Gene Ontology annotation, cellular component: chaperonin-containing T-complex. NCBI's taxonomy places the organism in Eukaryota, Fungi, Microsporidia, Ordosporidae. Gene Ontology annotation, biological process: protein folding.